CGGUGAUUGGUUUUCCGAGGGCUAGCAGCGCGGACGCUUAAAUAGUCGUGAAAAUGUUAUCAUUCGAUACGGGCGGAUAAGCUAGAUGAUAUGAGAAGGAAAAAAGAGCCCAAUUAUAUCUUAGUGCAAUCGAUUAGCGACAUCGCUGUUAAAAAAUAGUAUGCAAAUUGUGAAGAUGAUAGAUAAACGAUUGUCCCAUCGGCAGCUGAAAGGAUUAAUGGCGGCCUUCGGUGUCCGAUUGCCGGUGGAACAACUUAGGAUUAGUGCAGUCAUUGUGAUUAUUGCCGUUGGACUGCUGGGAGGGAGCGAUGCAGUGUCUAAAGAUGGCUUAGUGGACCUAAUCGAAGAGUUUGGCAUACCCAAACUUCCAUCCGGUGUGACAGCAGCUCCGGGAAUGUGUAAUGAAACACGCAACGAGUAUCAAACCUACCCAGCGGCAGCAUAUAGCCUGAACCGAGACACCGUGCUCAGCAUAGGAACGACCCAGGUUUUCCCAAAUGGCUUCCCAACGGAUUUUUCGAUCCUCGCCGUGCUAAAAGCCUCCCCCAAUUUGGUACGAGUUCCACUGUUUUCGGUGUACUCAUCCGAUUCUGAGGAGGUUCUAAUGCUGAUGGUUGGAAUGGAAGUUGCCUUGUACUACCAGGACACGGAUGGAAAUCCGGAAGAGGAAAGCUUGAUCAGUUUCGGAGUGAGCAUCGAUGAUGAACGGUGGCAUCGGCUGGGAAUCAGCGUCAAGGGAGACUCCGUUACCUUGAUCAUGGAUUGUCACCAGCAGAUUACUCGGCGAUUGAGACGGGAACCUGGUUCGGUUAUUUCUACCGAUGGAUUGGUUUUGACAGGUGUGCAACUCAACGAGGAUGAUGGAUUUUUCACUGGAGAUCUUCAACUAUUCAUGUUUGCCAAUACUCCAGAUGAAGGCUUUCACAUAUGUACCAAAUAUGCUCCUGAUUGCUUAGGGGCAGAAGGAUAUGGCUCAACGCAUGUAAUUUCGAACGUUCAUUCAGUUCACACUACAUCAGGACUGAAUGGGUCAUCUUCUUCACAUCACCAAAGUCAAGGUUACGGCAAUACAAGAGAUCAAGUCAAUAGAUUUGUUGGUACAUCUUCGGGUUCAUCUGCUGACAACUAUGAAGGACAUCGAGAGUUUGUAGAUAUAACUGGUGAUGCGGACGGUUUGGAGAUCAUUGGAGAGGAUGAUGAGUAUUAUAACAAUUUAGAACUGGAAGGCGAAGACAAACAGGUCGAGCACCAACAGUAUAGUACAAGUACGCAAAGAAGCAAUGAUGAAUGGCAUCGAGUGGAAGUCAAUAGGUCAAAUCCUGGUGUUUACGAUCAGACUGGACGAAGACCAAUUCUACCGCUGCCGGAUCCAGAGUUUGAUUCAUCGGCUUCAAAUAAUAAUCGACCUGAGGGAGGGCAACCAACUGUGGAAAGUGAUCAAGAACCUAUUAUUGAUCCAUCUGAGGACACUUCUGUGUCAUUCCCCGCAUCAGCCUCCGGCAACUAUAGCAUUACCGGCUUUCGAACAAUAAUGGGACCCAGAGGUCCUCCCGGAGAUCCGGGACCGAAAGGUGAACCUGGUCGUGACGGAUUACCGGGGCAGAAUGGUCCUCCAGGUCAAGCAGGUCAUGUGUUCAUGAUUCCUUUGAGUCAAACAGCCAACGAGAAGGGUCCCGACUCACAGGCGGAGGCAUUCCGCGCAAUGUUAUCCCAGCACAUGAUGGCGAUGAGAGGCGUCGAUGGCCCCUUGGGCCUGACAGGUGUUCCCGGACCAGUUGGUCCACCCGGUCCGGAAGGAACAAAAGGUGAACCAGGUGACACCGGAGAGCCCGGGCCUCGAGGCUUGCGGGGAUCUCAUGGACUUCCCGGUCGCGAAGGAAGACGAGGGCGAGCCGGAAGGGAUGGUGAAAGAGGAAAUGUCGGUUUACAUGGUCCUAAAGGAGAACCAGGGUCGGUCGGGUUGCCGGGUAUGCCUGGAGAGAAAGGCGAGCGUGGUAGACAUGGUAACGUUGGCGAAAAGGGAACGCAAGGUCAUGAAGGAAUUCAGGGAGAAGAUGGACCGCCAGGAUUACCCGGUCUUCCUGGAGAGUUAGGUCCUCGUGGUUUCGCAGGACCUCGUGGUUUCCCAGGUCCAACAGGCAAUCCCGGAAUUCCUGGAACUGAAGGGUUGCCGGGAGUUAAAGGGAACCCCGGUCCACAAGGUCAACCAGGUGCACCAGGUCAAACUGGUACUUCAGGACCGGUUGGUCCUCCAGGUCCUCAAGGAAAUAUGGGACCGCCAGGAAUUCAGGGUCCUCAUGGAAAACCUGGCCUGCCCGGGUUGCCCGGAGCAGAUGGUGCACCAGGGCGUGAAGGGAAUCCUGGGAUCGUUGGCCCUAAAGGUGAUAUGGGACCGCAAGGAGUGCAGGGAUCAAUAGGCUUUCCCGGAAACCGAGGCCCAAAAGGUGACGACGGCGAACGCGGUUCUCCAGGUGAUAGAGGUGAUAAAGGUGAACGGGGCCACGAUGGUGAAAAGGGUGAUAUGGGACCGCCAGGAGAACGAGGAUCAACUGGCCCACAAGGAAUCACCGGUAUUGAAGGACCAGAAGGACCUAAGGGAUUCGAAGGUCCUCGCGGAGAAUCGGGUCAGAUGGGAUUAUCCGGAGAAAAAGGCAAACAAGGUGUUCAAGGAUUUGCUGGAUAUCCUGGUCCGACAGGUGACAAGGGUGAUAAAGGAUUGGUUGGCAUUACUGGUUUGGUUGGCGAUAAAGGUGAACGGGGAAAUACGGGACUUCAAGGAGAACGGGGAGAGAUGGGUCCCAGGGGAUUCCGAGGACCACGAGGACGACGAGGAGCCGAUGGAACUCCUGGACCUAAAGGUGACACCGGGCAACCAGGAGCACCGGGGGCACAAGGUGAAAUGGGUGCUCAAGGUAUGGAAGGUCCACGUGGUUUCAUAGGCCUUCCUGGACCACCAGGCAAUAAUGGUAAAGACGGUCCUCAAGGCACGCCGGGUGAACGAGGCCCACCGGGAGAAAACGGUAAUCCUGGCCCAACUGGUGCUCCGGGCGUAAUCGGUCCGCAAGGGCCAACGGGUGAACCAGGUCCUGUUGGUGAACCAGGAAUACCGGGAUUGUCAGGAAUGCCUGGUGAACCAGGAGUUCCCGGAGACAGUGGCAAAGAAGGGCAAGUUGGUCCUCCUGGACCACCUGGCAAGAAUGGCCCUCCUGGUGGACAAGGUCUACCAGGAUUCCCCGGAGAACGAGGAAUGAUGGGAAUGCCUGGCCUACCCGGAUUGAAAGGAGAGAUAGGUGUACCUGGUCUACAGGGUCCGGUUGGUGACAAAGGCCAGCCUGGUGAUCCUGGAAAAGAAGGUCCACCUGGACCUGAGGGCCGAAGAGGGCCAACAGGACCCACAGGGCCAGCUGGUUUGAAGGGUGAACGAGGUGAAAUGGGACUAAUGGGACCGAUUGGACGUGACGGGUUGCCGGGUCAACGUGGCCUAACAGGACCUCCUGGACCGCAAGGUCCACCAGGUGAAGAUGGCGAUAAAGGAGACAUUGGACCGCCCGGAGAAAAGGGGUACAAAGGUGCGCAGGGCGAAGCUGGUCCUGUUGGUUCGGCCGGUCCUCAAGGCAGUCGUGGUGAACCAGGAGCAAUAGGACCUCCAGGCGAGAAGGGCCCACCCGGUGAGAUGGGACGUGCUGGAUCAAAGGGAGAAGAUGGGCCGACUGGGCUUCCCGGCCCACCUGGGCCAGCAGGUGCACAAGGAAUGCCUGGACCAUCAGGGAUUAAGGGAGAUCGUGGUGAUGAUGGGCCUAUUGGACCUACUGGAUCAAUCGGACCACCGGGCGAACCAGGUAGACGAGGACCACGCGGUGCUGAAGGAGCUCCUGGUGCCACUGGUCCACCAGGACCGCAAGGAUUGAUUGGUGAAACUGGAUCACAGGGUCCUCCAGGUCCAGAUGGACCGGAAGGAAAGGAUGGCGAAAAAGGUUCUCCUGGUCCAAAAGGUGAAGAAGGCAAAAGUGGUCAACCUGGGCCACCAGGAAAGAGAGGACCGGCGGGCCCAGAAGGCCCAAAGGGUGUAGCGGGACCUCCUGGUUUUCCUGGAAAUCCUGGAGAACCCGGUGUUGUUGGACCCAAGGGUGAAACCGGAAAAGAUGGCGAAGAUGGAAAACAAGGUGAUGCUGGGCAAUCUGGUGAUCCAGGGCCACCCGGUCUGCCAGGUGAGGUAGGACCACCAGGUAAAAUGGGACCUGAAGGCGCAGCGGGAAUGCAAGGAUCGGCUGGCUUACCAGGGGAAAAAGGAGACAGAGGACUUCCAGGACCAAUCGGUAAUCCUGGUCUUAUUGGUCCGCAAGGAAUGCCAGGAUCUCAAGGACUGACUGGCCUUCGAGGAUCGCCGGGUCCUUCUGGAGAAAUUGGGCCUGUUGGCAAAUCAGGAGAGUCGGGAGCACCGGGAAAGAUUGGAGAAACCGGUUCAAAGGGUCAGAAAGGUGACCGAGGACGACGUGGUUUGAAAGGACAUAGAGGCGAACUUGGUAUGGUUGGAUUAAAAGGUGAUAGUGGCGAGAAAGGUGAUAAGGGCGUUAGAGGUAAUCCUGGCCCAGAUGGACCAAAAGGACCCCCUGGCCCGGUUGGCCCUAUUGGAUUGAAGGGAAAUGACGGCCCUCAGGGUCCUCAUGGAAAUGAAGGACCAGUAGGCCCGAAGGGUUCAGAAGGCGUGGCUGGUCUAAAGGGUGAGUCAGGGCCAUCGGGACCACCGGGGCCACCAGGUCCCCCAGCAGAAGCUCCCCUGAUUCCACCAGAGCUGUUAUUCAGAAUGUCCGAAUUUUCAAUAACGAAAGGCGAAGAUCGAAUGAAACGAGAAGCGGAUGACAUUCCGGAAGAGGAUGAUGACUUUGAUGAAGAGCUGUUGAAGAUUGAGCCAAAGAAGAAAAAGAAAAAGAAGAAGGUCAAGGACGAUUUGGGUCCGAAGUUUUUGGAUAUGUACAGCUCCAUCUACUCCAUGCGGCAGGAACUCGAUCGAAUAAGGAAACCCGUUGGAGCCAGGGAAAAUCCUGGCAGGACUUGUCGUGAUUUGCACUACGGUCAUCCGCAAUUCAAGGACGGUUGGUACUGGAUCGAUCCGAAUCUGGGUAUGGCGGAUGAUGCCGUGUACGUCUACUGUAACAUGACGGCUGAGGGAGAAACUUGCGUCUUUCCGGAUUUGCACAGCUCUCAGAUGCCGAAUAUCCCCUGGAGAAAGGAAAACGAUAAGACAGAUUGGUAUUCAAAUCUCAGAGGCGGAUUCAGGAUUUCGUACGAAACGGUCGGAGUUGUCCAGAUGACAUUCCUACGGUUACUGUCCGAAGGCGCUUAUCAAAAUUUCACGUACACCUGUAUGAACAGUGUGGCUUGGUACAGCACUCAGGAAGACAACCAUGACGAUGCAAUCCACUUCCUUGGGGACAACGAGAUCGAUAUGGGUUACGAGAAUUCUAAACUGCGACCGAACAUCCUGAUGGAUGGCUGUAAAACAGGCAAAAGCAAGAGUGAAACAAUUUUCGAAAUUCGAACGACUAAAUUGCAGUACCUUCCCAUAAUCGAUUUCUACCCUGUGGAUUACGGUCAACCACAACAGGCAUUCGGUUUCCAAGUGGGUCCCGUGUGCUUCAAAUAGUUGGGGUUCCCGGUUAUCAAGACAAACUGCUACAUGUUUAUUGGAUAUGAUUCACGGAAGAUUGAUACGGAUGACGCUAGAUUAUUUGUUUGCAUUCAGCAAGAAGUAUUCCUAUAGGGUAACUGAUGCAGUUAUGCUAUGCGCACAAGUUAUGGCACAUUUCCAUAUACUCGAUGGUAUCAGUUAUGGCCCUACUACAUUUGAAUCCCAUAGACUAUUGCUGGUACAUGCUAAAACUGGUGCCAUUUUGAAGUAGUGCUGAGCUGGUGCACCUUCCCUAAGAUGUUAAGUAAUUUAUUUGUAAGAAAUUAGCAAUAAGGUACAAAGACACACACACAAAUAGAAUAAUACAAAGGGGAACUAGGCUAAACUUAGGUAAGAACGAAACUACAAAGGACUGAAUAACAUCAUAAGUCAGGAGGGGAAUCUACCAUCAAACAUCUUUGACUUAGUUGUAAAUGUAAAACAAACAAAAAGUAACUCGAUAUAAGUACACACACAUGCUCAUUCAAACGAACUAAGAUCCCGAAUCACUGCCACAAAACCUGAUUUGUGAAUUGU
Molecule: messenger RNA, 6205 nt
Organism: Ochlerotatus camptorhynchus
Lineage: Eukaryota; Metazoa; Arthropoda; Insecta; Diptera; Culicidae
Product: collagen alpha-1(V) chain-like
Exons: 16
Coding region: 161-5644 (1827 amino acids)
Biological process (GO): extracellular matrix organization
Molecular function (GO): extracellular matrix structural constituent conferring tensile strength
Source: RefSeq, a predicted model, not a curated record